Molecule: messenger RNA, 1416 nt
Organism: Lactuca saligna
Lineage: Eukaryota; Viridiplantae; Streptophyta; Magnoliopsida; Asterales; Asteraceae
Source: the annotation of a GenBank genome assembly
AUGGUGCUAACGGUGUUUAAUAUGGUGUUAUCGAUAUUUGAUAUGGUACACAAUAUCCAGGAUCGUUACUGCAGAUUCGAAGACAUGGGUCGGUGGAAGGUACCCAUGGAACACAUCAACAACAACAAGAAACGCAAUCUCACAUUCCAAACAAGAAAAAAUGGCGUCAUCAAGAAAGCCCUCGAACUCUCAACCCUCUGUGACGUGAAUGUAUCCAUGAUCAUCCGUACUGAUCAUCAAGAACCAGAGAUCUUCCCUCCUGACCCUCAUAAAUUCACCAGUCUGAUGGAACUUUACAAACGAAAUCGCAUGAUGGAUGCAGGGAAAAUUCGGUAUUAUACUUUAGCAGAUUUCUUUAAAGAGAAGACGAUGAAGGUUGAAGAAGAACUCGCUAUGGCCAAGAAGAAGAACUUGGAAGCCAAAUACCCUACGUGGUUUGAUUUCCUAAACAACUAUAAGGAAGUGGAAUUACGAGAACUUGCAUUAAAGUUGGAGAGUAAAAUCAAUGAUGUUAAAAACAAAGUUGAAUCGCUCAAGGACAUCUCCAAGAGUCAUAAUAAAGACAAUUACACAAUCUACCCUACUACUACUACUACUACCGAGGUUAAUGCCGACAGUUCUUCCAUGAUGCCAUCUUCAAACCUUUGCGGAGGGGAUUACGAUGACCUUAGCCUUGACCAUGAAGAGCCCAUAGGUGAUGAAAAUAAUGACUGCUACCCUCAGGAGAACUUCACUCUUCCACCUUAUUUUUCACCAGAGAAACUAGAGCGACAUGAGCCAACAUCGGGUGAUGAACAGAAUAAGUUGAUCAUGCAAGCAUCAAACCCAUAUUCCAUGAUGAAGCUGCCAUCAAGUGACGAUUGGAACUACUACUACAAACAGAAUCAAGAACAUAACCGAAUCUACCCAACUACUGUUCCUAAUAUUCAGAUUUCUUCAAUCAUGCCACCUUUAAACCAUUGUCCGAGGGCUGAAGAGCUUGGUUUUAACACUAUAGAGCCAUUGUCUGAUCAAUAUAACGGCAACUACCAUCAUGAGAACUUGAGUGUUCAACCUACCUUUUCACCAGAAUCACUCAUGCCACCUAUCAACCAUUGUCCGAGGGAUGACGAUGAGCUUGGCUUUGACCCUGCACAACUAUUGAAUGAGCUUGGAUUUUCACCGGCUAUGCUGCCACCAUUUAGUGAUCAAAAUAACAUGAUUAUUCAUGCAUCAGAACUUGAUUCAAUGAUGAAACUAAUAACGAGCGAAGAUGAUAACGACCACUGUGAUCAUGAGAGCUUCAAUCUUCAACUUGCAUAGCCAACUUAUUGCUUUCCACAUGAGAAACAACAGCCACCGGAACGGUCGCUCUUUAUCGAAACUUAGUUGAAGUAUUUGUCCUUUUUUAAAAUGUUAAGAGUGUGAGCAUAAACG